Molecule: messenger RNA, 4582 nt
Organism: Diceros bicornis minor
Lineage: Eukaryota; Metazoa; Chordata; Mammalia; Perissodactyla; Rhinocerotidae
Gene: ADCY8
Product: adenylate cyclase 8
Exons: 18
Coding region: 824-4582 (1252 amino acids)
Biological process (GO): adenylate cyclase-activating G protein-coupled receptor signaling pathway; cAMP biosynthetic process; intracellular signal transduction
Cellular component (GO): plasma membrane
Molecular function (GO): adenylate cyclase activity
Source: RefSeq, a predicted model, not a curated record
CCUCGUUUUAUAGCCGCGACUGGGACCCUGAGGCCCUCCCCUUUCCUCAAGAGAUGCGUCUCUGUCAGUCCUCGAUCAGGAAGUGGAAACAGCCAGAAAUGAGCCGAAGAGGGAGCCUCAGCACACCUCCUCUUCCAAAUUAACUGGUGACUUGUUAGCGCUGAGGCUACCACCUCUCCAAUCCUCCCGCGGGGCACCCCGCCACCUCGAGGUCCCCCACUCCUCCCCCUUCAUUGCCCCGGCCCACAGCUCCGCCCCAGCUCCCCAACCCGGCGCAAUGGAGUUCUCCGAAAGGCUCUGUUCCAGCCACAGCUGCUAACUUCGCACCCUUCGCCGCCGCCGGUCACCCUUGGCCAGCCCCGCUGCAGCCACCGAGUCUUGGGCGUCCCGAGCCUAGUGCCGCAGCCAGGACCCACCCGGCGCGCAGCAGAAGCACUGCGCCCAGGCGCCUCUUGGAGAGCAAAGGCUGCGCCAAGACGCUGACACAAGAAGCCUGAGCCUGGGAAGCGGGCUACGUGACUCGGAGCGCCGCGGCUUGUGUGGACAAAUAGCCUCCGCUACCGCGCACCCAAGCUGCUCUGGUUGGCGGGAGAGAGGCGCGCAAGGACGCAGGGGUCUGCGGCGAUCUUCCAAUCGCCCUUUGCCCCGGGGCGCACUAUGACCUGACGCGCGGGCGCCUCCUGCCCAGGGCUCCUGCAACCCGGCGGCCGGAGACAGAAGGGCUCGCCACCAAGCUCCUACGAGGCCGCCCUGGGUCUUUUGGAACACUCUUCCCCAGCUUCCUCCCCCGGGUUCUGCGCCUCCCUCCCUGGGGCCCGGUGCCAUGGAGCUCUCUGAUGUGCGCUGCCUUAGCGGCAGCGAGGAACUCUACACCAUCCACCCGACGCCCCCGGCCGGCGACGGCGGGAGCGGCUCUCGGCCGCAGCGGCUGCUGUGGCAGACAGCGGUGAGGCACAUCACCGAGCAGCGCUUCAUUCAUGGGCACCGGGGCAGCGGCUGCGGCGGCGGGAACGGAGGCUCCGGUAAAGCCUCGGACCCUGCAGGCGGCGGCCCCAACCACCAUGCGUCGCAGCUGUCCAGCGACUCGGCGUUGCCCCUCUACUCGCUGGGCCCGGGGGAGAGAGCGCACAGCACCGGCGGCACCAAAGUCUUCCCGGAACGCAGCGGGAGCGGCAGCGCCAGCGGCAGCGGGGGCGGGGGCGACCUGGGCUUCCUGCACCUCGACUGCGCCCCGAGCAAUUCGGAUUUCUUCCUCAAUGGGGGGUAUAGCUACCGAGGGGUAAUUUUCCCCACCCUGCGCAACUCCUUCAAGUCCCGGGAUCUGGAGCGCCUCUACCAGCGCUAUUUCCUGGGCCAGAGGCGCAAAUCUGAGGUGGUGAUGAACGUGCUGGACGUACUGACCAAACUCACCCUCUUGGUUCUCCACUUGAGCCUGGCCUCGGCCCCCAUGGACCCGCUCAAGGGCAUCCUGCUAGGCUUCUUCACUGGCAUCGAGGUGGUGAUCUGCGCCCUGGUGGUGGUCAGGAAGGAGACCACCUCGCACACGUACCUGCAGUACAGCGGCGUGGUCACCUGGGUGGCCAUGACCACCCAGAUCUUGGCAGCGGGCCUUGGCUACGGGCUCCUGGGCGACGGCAUCGGCUACGUGCUCUUCACACUCUUCGCCACCUACAGCAUGCUGCCGCUGCCGCUCACCUGGGCCAUCCUGGCCGGCCUGGGCACCUCGCUACUGCAGGUGGUCCUCCAAGUGGUUAUCCCCCGGCCGGCGGUAAUUUCCAUCAACCAGGUUGUCGCCCAGGCAGUGUUAUUCAUGUGUAUGAACACAGCUGGAAUCUUUAUCAGUUACCUGUCAGACCGGGCCCAGCGCCAAGCCUUCCUGGAGACACGGAGGUGUGUGGAGGCCAGGCUGCGCCUGGAAACGGAAAACCAAAGACAGGAGCGGCUCGUGCUAUCUGUGCUCCCCCGGUUUGUCGUCCUGGAAAUGAUCAAUGACAUGACCAAUGUGGAAGGCGAGCACCUGCAGCACCAGUUCCAUCGGAUCUACAUCCAUCGCUAUGAGAAUGUCAGUAUUCUUUUUGCAGAUGUUAAAGGAUUUACCAACCUCUCCACGACCUUAUCCGCUCAGGAGCUGGUCAGGAUGCUCAACGAGCUCUUUGCCAGAUUUGAUCGACUGGCCCAUGAGCAUCACUGUCUUCGCAUCAAAAUCCUGGGAGACUGCUACUAUUGUGUUUCUGGACUUCCUGAGCCCCGCCAAGACCAUGCCCACUGCUGUGUGGAAAUGGGCCUCAGCAUGAUCAAAACCAUCAGGUAUGUGCGGUCAAGGACAAAGCAUGAUGUUGACAUGCGAAUCGGAAUUCACUCGGGCUCAGUGCUAUGCGGCGUGUUGGGCCUACGGAAGUGGCAGUUUGAUGUCUGGUCUUGGGAUGUGGACAUUGCCAACAAACUCGAAUCUGGAGGAAUCCCCGGGAGGAUUCACAUUUCCAAAGCCACGCUAGACUGCCUCAACGGUGACUAUAAUGUGGAAGAGGGUCACGGUAAAGAGAGGAACGAAUUCUUGAGGAAGCAUAAUAUAGAGACCUAUUUAAUUAAGCAGCCUGAAGAGAGUCUGCUGUCCUUGCCAGAAGACAUUGUCAAGGAGUCCGUGAGCUCUUCAGACAGGAGAAACAGUGGGGCGACGUUCACGGAAGGAUCCUGGAGCCCCGAACUGCCCUUCGAUAACAUAGUGGGGAAACAGAACACUCUGGCUGCCCUAACAAGAAAUUCAAUAAAUCUACUUCCAAACCAUCUUGCACAAGCUUUGCAUGUCCAGUCUGGGCCUGAGGAAAUUAACAAGAGAAUAGAACAUACCAUCGACUUGCGGAGUGGCGAUAAAUUGAGAAGAGAACAUAUCAAGCCAUUCUCACUGAUGUUUAAAGACUCCAGCCUGGAGCACAAGUAUUCUCAAAUGAGAGAUGAAGUAUUUAAGUCAAACUUGGUCUGUGCGUUUAUCGUUCUUCUAUUUAUCACGGCAAUACAAAGUUUACUUCCUUCAUCAAGGGUGAUGCCAAUGACCAUCCAGUUUUCCAUCCUGAUUAUGCUGCACUCAGCUCUGGUCCUCAUCACCACAGCGGAGGAUUAUAAGUGUUUGCCCCUCGUCCUCCGGAAAACUUGCUGUUGGAUUAACGAGACCUAUUUGGCCAGGAACGUCAUCAUCUUUGCAUCCAUCUUGAUUAAUUUCCUGGGCGCCAUCCUAAAUAUCCUGUGGUGUGAUUUUGACAAGUCGAUACCCUUGAAGAACCUGACUUUCAAUUCCUCAGCUGUGUUUACAGAUAUCUGCUCCUACCCAGAGUACUUCGUCUUCACGGGGGUGUUGGCCAUGGUGACCUGUGCGGUUUUCCUCCGACUGAACUCUGUCCUGAAGCUGGCCGUGCUACUGAUUAUGAUCGCCAUCUAUGCCCUGCUGACCGAGACCAUCUACGCAGGUCUCUUUCUAAGCUAUGACAACCUGAACCACAGUGGAGAAGAUUUCCUGGGGACCAAGGAGGCAUCGCUGCUGCUGAUGGCCAUGUUCCUCCUCGCUGUGUUCUACCAUGGACAGCAGCUGGAGUACACAGCCCGCCUGGACUUCCUUUGGCGAGUCCAGGCCAAAGAGGAGAUCAAUGAGAUGAAAGAGCUGAGGGAACACAAUGAGAACAUGCUCCGGAACAUCUUACCCAGCCACGUGGCCCGCCAUUUCCUGGAGAAAGACCGAGACAAUGAGGAGCUGUAUUCUCAAUCCUAUGAUGCCGUCGGGGUGAUGUUCGCCUCCAUCCCAGGGUUUGCAGACUUUUACUCUCAGACCGAAAUGAACAACCAAGGAGUGGAAUGCCUGCGCCUCCUGAAUGAGAUCAUUGCUGACUUUGACGAGCUGCUCGGUGAAGACCGGUUUCAAGAUAUUGAAAAGAUUAAGACCAUUGGCAGCACCUACAUGGCCGUGUCAGGCCUGUCACCUGAAAAACAGCAAUGUGAAGAUAAGUGGGGCCAUUUGUGUGCCCUGGCCGACUUCUCUCUCGCCCUGACCGAAAGCAUACAGGAGAUCAACAAGCAUUCGUUCAACAAUUUCGAACUCCGGAUUGGUAUCAGCCACGGCUCAGUGGUAGCUGGUGUAAUCGGCGCUAAGAAACCGCAGUAUGACAUUUGGGGCAAAACCGUGAACCUGGCAAGUCGAAUGGAUAGUACAGGGGUCAGUGGCAGGAUCCAAGUCCCAGAGGAGACCUAUCUCAUCCUGAAGGACCAGGGCUUUGCCUUUGACUACAGAGGGGAGAUCUACGUCAAGGGCAUCAGUGAACAGGAAGGAAAAAUCAAAACGUACUUUCUCCUGGGAAGAGUCCAGCCCAACCCGUUCAUCCUGCCCCCAAGAAGACUGCCCGGGCAGUACUCCUUGGCCGCGGUUGUCCUGGGCCUUGUCCAGUCCCUCAACAGGCAAAGGCAGAAGCAGCUACUCAAUGAGAACAGCAACACGGGGAUCAUCAAGGGCCAUUACAACCGGCGGACUUUAUUGACACCCAGCGGGCCAGAGCCUGGAGCCCAAGCCGAAGGCACCGACAAGUCCGAUUUGCCAUAA